Molecule: messenger RNA, 3078 nt
Organism: Linum trigynum
Lineage: Eukaryota; Viridiplantae; Streptophyta; Magnoliopsida; Malpighiales; Linaceae
Source: the annotation of a GenBank genome assembly
AUGCCAAUGGCAGCUGAUCAUUGGAGAAAACGUCUCAAUGGUACAAAUGUUGCUGGCUGCAGUUCCUGGGAGCAGCCCAGAGGGAAAAAGAAGAAAUUUGAACCUUUAAAAAAUGAUUUAAAUACAAAAUCUCAUAUAUCCCUUGAGUGGGACAACCACCAAAAGAGGGUUGUUGCCAAAAGGGAACAAAUAGGCAUACACCAGAGAGAUUUGAGGUCAGUUUUGCUUUCUGCUAAACCGGCAAGUCCAAAUGGCAUAGCCGACGUUGUUACUGUUCCUCGAGAAGUCUUUCAAUUGGAGAAUCUGAUGGAAGUUCUCUCCCCCAAGGUGUGGCACUCUUACUUGUCAGUGAAAGAGAGAAACUUUCUUGUGAAAUUUCUACCUACGGGUGUGGAUGCAGAAGAAAUUGUGGAUGAUUUACUUUCCGGGGAGAACUUCCAUUUUGGAAAUCCUUCUGUCAACUGGAGUAGUUCACUUUGUGCAGGUAAUCUUCACCCUGAUGUCAUUCUCCGUCAGGAGCAGGCUCUUAAGACUGCUAAGAAAGCGCACUAUUUAGAGAUCCAGAAUUACCAUAAUGACAUGAUCAAAUAUUUGCAAACAAUGAAAGCAACAUGUGAGAGGAGCAGGGAUCCAGAGAAGGAGAUUUUUCAGAAGACAUUGCGGGAUGCGGAGAGACCGGCGUCCUCACUUGGAUAUGAGCAUAGAGUUUUAGAGAGUGAAGAAAAGGUGGCAACAUCUGAAUCUUGUUCCUUGCUGGCGGAAGAGAAAGGCUGUAGCAGUGACAAUCAAAAUUCCUCUGUGAAGGGAGCAAAACAUCGUGAAAGACCUUAUGAGAAAGGCUCCUCGAAGGGGAAUGACAUAAAGCCAUCAACUGCUUUGCAUGGUGCAAAAUCUGGGAAGGUAGAUAAGGUGCAGAAGCACAAUAUUCAACACACUGAUGGUGCUCAAUAUAUGUCCUACCUAAAGAUAAGCAAGAAGCAGCACCAACUAGUGAAGAGCAUGAAGCAAUCUGGCAAAAGCAUUCAGUCUGAAUCUCUUAGUCGUGUGUUGGGUAACCUUGAUAUGCUGGAUGUACAACCAUUUGAAGAGUUUGUAAAAGAGGAAGAGAAGAAGUUGCAUGAGCAUUGGCACCAAUUGGCCGUCAAAGAUUUUCCUGCAAUGUAUGUGAACUGGAGAGCGAGACAGUCUCAGAGACAAGAGAUGAUUAGGUCUUUAGGGCGAGAUCUGAAACUACAAUGUGAAGUAGAAGUGGAAGAUGAAGAAGUUGAAGAACAAGACCGAGAAGGAGAAGACUAUGAUGAAGAGGAACUAGAACAAGAACGGGAACAGGAAGAGGAAUAUGAUGAUGAGAAUGAAGGUGCGAAUGAAGAUGAUGACAAAGAAGAAGAAGAAGAAGAAGAAAGACAUAAGCAACGCCAACCACAACCAAGUGUUUCUUCACCUUACUGGGUUAAUGACUUAAAUGGCCAUCUCGUGGAGGACGAGGAGAAAGAGGACAUCAAUGAGCAUAGUAGUGGAGAGGAAAGAGAAGAAGAAUCAGAUGUGGAGAUGGGUAACAUGGAUAAGGAGACAGACGAUGAUGAGGUCAUGGUUAAUGAUCGAAAUGAUUGUGAGGCAAUCCUUCUGGAUCAGAAUGAGCAGAAUGAUGCUUUUCAGGAUCAGAGUGAUGAAGAAGCAGGCAGCCUGGAGUCGAAUCCAGAAGAUGAUGAAGCAGUACUUCUGGAUCAUACUAAGCAGAAUGGUGUGUUCCAGGAUCAAAGUGAUGAAGUAAGAAGUCUGGGGUCCAAUCCAGAAGAUGUUGAAGAAGCAAGAAGUUCUGGCUCACUCCAGUAUCAGCCACUACCACCGCAUAUCUCUUCAUUGAGUGCACAUGGUGUUGAUACAGUAGAUGAUGUUUCAGAAAGAAAUGAUGGUGGAGUCUCCAAAGUAAAUAAUAACUCUGUGGCAGAGGACGUAAUUGGUCAUGGAGUUCCUAUAUCCUCUGGUGAGGAUGUUUGGUCGGCUGUCAGCAUGCCAGUGCAGUCUUAUUAUGACCCCACUUCAAACUACACCCAUGAUCAGGAUUUCGUAUCUACAUCCUCCUUGAUACACCCACAUCAAGAUGGCGAAGAGCAGCACACCCAGUUGAUCGAUUUGGGAUCUCAUGUCCAUGAAGAUACCAGGGGAGAUUUGUCCCAAAGACGGUCUGAUGGAGUCCCAUUCGGUACUCGCCCAGAACCUGACAGAAGCGGUCUACUUCAGUCGCUGUUCAAGGGGCAGGAGACAAGGUUACCCUUCAUUAGGGAGGAACAAAAGCUGGAAGCUUUGGAUUUCCAGCCUCAGAGUGAUGUCUUAAUGGAAGGCGAGCAGUUUAAAAAUGUACACAUUCAUGGACAUCUUCAGCCUUCUAUCCUACUCGGGCAGGGUCAAAAGAGACAACACACGGAGGAUUACAUAAGACACAACUUGUCUCAAGAUGUUUACUCAGCAGUUAGCAGUGGUGGGUACAUAAUCCCAAGGCAGACACAUGUCAAUCUUCAAGACUGGAACCCGAGCCUUGCUGUUACCCGCCCGCCAUCCCGGUUCCCACCACCUAGCCUUAAUGGAGAUUUGUUAUUGGGUCAGAACUGGUUUCAUCAUGGUGAGCAGCAUCAACUCCGUGGUGGUGGUUGGAAUGGUUAUGAUGGUAGUAGUGGUAGUGCCACUAGUAAUGUUCCGAGCCAGAGCAUUGGGGGAACUACAGCGGAUCAGACUCUGUAUAGUGUUCUACCGCACUGCAAUCAGUUACCGCCAAGUUAUCCUCUUGAUUCAAUGCCGGUUUCCAGUGGGCAACUGAUGAUACCAAGGAACUACGGUAUGGUUGGGGGUGGAGUUGGUGGUCUUCCUCGGCUUGGUGGUAAUAUCACAUUGCCGCAGGUGGCUGGCCUUGUGCAUGAACAUGACUACUUCUCCACUGGGCGUGGCAGCGACCCAGUUGGGUCCUCCAUGGUGAUGCCAGAUGAAGCUACAGGGUGGAUGAAUAUGGGGCAUAAUCGUAUUAGUAAUAAUAGUGGUAAUGGUAGUAAUUUUGGGUUUCUUGAUCCUAUGGGGAGGCCAUAA